AGCUCAGAAGACGAAUAUCAGUAACUGAGAACUGACAGGAUGACCACUAGGAAUUUGACAGUAGGAACGAUCAUCUUACUACAGACAUUUGGAAUCCUGGGGAAUUUCUCUCUUCUUUACCACUAUCUCUUCCUUUAUUUCACUGAGUGUAGGCUAAGGUCCACAGAUUUGCUUGUCAAGAACCUGACUGUAGCCAACUCCUUGGUCCUGUUCUCUGGCGGAUUCCAUGAUACAAUGUCACGUUUUGGGUGGUAUCAGGUCUUCAAUGAUUUUGGAUGCAGAUUUUUCCCCUAUGUUCGUGCAGUGGGCAGGGUUGUGUCCAUUGGCACCACCUGCCUCUUGAGUGUCUUCCAGGCCACCAUGAUCAGCCCCAGGAACUCCAGGUGGGCAGAUCUUAAAGUGAAAGUUCUCAAGUGCAUUGUCCCUUCAAUUUUCCUGUGCUGGAUCCUGCACAUGCUGAUAAAUGUCAUUUUUCCUAUGUUUGUGAGUAGUAAUUGGAGCCACAAAAACCUCACAAACAGAAAAAGUUUUGGACACUGUUCUUCUGUUCGUCAUGACAAAACCAGAGACUUAUUAUAUGCAGCAUUGCUAUCAUUCCCUGAUGUUUUCUAUUUGUUCUUCAUGCUCUGGGCCAGCGGCUCCAUGGUUUUCAUCCCGUACAGGCACAAGCAGAGGGUCCAACACAUUCAUAGGACCAGCAUGUCCUCCAGAUCCUCCCCUAAGUCCAGAGCUACCAAAACCAUCCUUCUCCUGGUGAGCACCUUUGUCUGUUUUUACACCAUUUCCUCCAUUGUUCAUGUGUGUAUGGCUCUUUUUAACAAUCCUAACUGGUUUCUUUUGAACAUCACUGCGAUAAUCAAUAUGUGUUUCCCAACUGUCAGCCCCAUUCUGUUCAUGAGCCGUGACUCCAAUGCAUCCAGGCUCUGCUUUGUCUUUAUAAGGAAUGCAAAAUGCCCUAAUUUGAUCAGAAAUAUGUGA
Molecule: messenger RNA, 978 nt
Organism: Ceratotherium simum simum (southern white rhinoceros)
Lineage: Eukaryota; Metazoa; Chordata; Mammalia; Perissodactyla; Rhinocerotidae
Source: RefSeq, a predicted model, not a curated record